AUGUCCUCCCAUAAGCCUGUCGCAAAGACUGACCCACAGCCGACCGCUCCAGCCCUCCCUGUGACGCCAUCAGUACUAUUGAAAGCUGAGCCUCAGCUCACCAAAGAGAUGGUCAGCGCAAGUACCAUCUCAAUGGGUUUCAGCUUCUCCAAAGCCGGCAUCUGCUUUAGUCCGCUCGUAGACUUCCCGCCCGACUCAGAUCUCUUGAAUCGUUUUGCACUCACACCUAUUCGGCACACGGAAACCGAGAGCACUAUUUCUUACUCGGCUGAGGCAGCAUCCACUGUGAAGAAAGGCUACGCAAGUGUAGACAUCGAGGCAAGCGUCAAGUCGUGGGGCAUCACCGGGAAGGUGUCUGCCCACUAUGACGAGUCCAGAACACAGCUGUCGUCGUCUUCCGAGCUUUUUAUCACGAACCGACGCGUCUACAAGAAAGUUCACCUCUCGUUACUGAAGCCGACGAGUCUCUCUCUGCUACCGCACUUGGCGAAAAGUCUUGCGGAUAUUAUCAAUAACAACGAAUCAAACCUUAGCAAGGCCCAAGAUAUCGAAGCUAUCCUUGCAUCCGAAGGGCAUGCUGUCAUCAUUGGUGUCGAUCUUGGUGGUUGCAUGGCCAAUGAAGUCACCGAAAAGAGGUCAUCGGCGAAAUCUGCCCACGAGCUCAAAGUCGACGCAGCAGCCUCUUUCAGUAGCACGCUCACCAUAUGUGCAUCAAUGGAUAUCAGUGGAGGUUUAGAAUCUUUGGAUGAAGCUUCCAAGGAGGCCUUCAAGAAGGCCCAAUCCUACCUCUAUCUUGGAGGGACUCAUCAUCUCGACAUCAAGGGAUGGGAAAAGUCCCUAGAAGAAGAGCCAUACACAUGGGUGGCCAUCGGCUACAGAGUCCGCUCGACACUCGACUUCCUCCCCGCCGACCUACGCACAAAGGCCAAGCACAUCCUGGAACGUGCCGUCCUCGAAAGACGCGGCGAGGCCGCCAAGGUCGAGGCGCAGCCCCUCUACAAAAUGUAUCGAAACGACAUGCAAGAUCACUACUACGGGCUAGCGAUCGAGCAAGCGUUCCGCGUCCCGGGUGGAGGGGAGAGCGUCGACGAGGGCGUGCUUUGCAAGGUGUUUGUCGGCCCGCAGGUCGGGACGAUGCCCAUCUGGCGGGCGUGGUCCAAUGAGCACACCGACAACUUUUACACCCUCGACCGCAAGGAGCUCGAGCGGCUCGUCAGAGAAGAGAAAUACAUCGAACAGCUCCUCGUCGGUUUCGCCUAUCCUGAGGCGGUCCCAAACGAGACUAUUCCCAUUUAUUGUGUUCGUCGCAUGUUCGACGGGAUGAAUGGGAAGGAGAGCGAUUGCCUCAUGACUACGAACGUGGAUGAGUACAACAAUUUGAAAGCUGAAGCUGGCUUUGUAGACUACGGAAUUCUUUUUCACGGCAUUCCGAACCCUGAUAGGUUUUGA
Coniophora puteana RWD-64-598 SS2 is the source of this 1449-nucleotide messenger RNA. RefSeq lists its product as uncharacterized. NCBI's taxonomy places the organism in Eukaryota, Fungi, Basidiomycota, Agaricomycetes, Boletales, Coniophoraceae. The record is from RefSeq and is a predicted model, not a curated record. The coding region runs from base 1 to 1449 and encodes 482 amino acids. The transcript has 5 exons.